Messenger RNA from Penaeus indicus, 2854 nucleotides. Its product is annotated as optineurin-like. Gene Ontology annotation, molecular function: K63-linked polyubiquitin modification-dependent protein binding. The record is from RefSeq and is a predicted model, not a curated record. The transcript is spliced from 16 exons. NCBI's taxonomy places the organism in Eukaryota, Metazoa, Arthropoda, Malacostraca, Decapoda, Penaeidae. Bases 1 to 2046 code for a protein of 681 amino acids. Gene Ontology annotation, biological process: regulation of canonical NF-kappaB signal transduction. Gene Ontology annotation, cellular component: cytoplasm; nucleus.
AUGAAUAGGCACUCAUGUAAUGUGUCUGGAACUAAAAGGUACAAAGUGUGUGGAAUGUCAGAAACUGUCAAAAUCUGGUUUAAAAAAACGGAAAAUAAUAUUUUACUUCAGCGCGAGAACUCGGGUUUCAAGAUUCUAAAUCGCGAAGGCGAGUCCCCCCUCGCCGCCGCCCCACAGAAAACGGGAUCCCGAGGGCCGAGGAGCCGCAGCCCAAAAGGAGUGAUGGUGCGCCAAGAUGAGCCCAUGAUGGGUCAGGGAGGCUUGUGUGGAGUGACGUCCCCGGGCAUAGACUCGUUACCGCCCAUGGUAUCGCCUCCCACUGCCGGUACAAAUGCAAAUGGCAUAGCUUCGGAAGUACAGGAGUCUCUGACAACAUUACUAAGUGCUGAGGGAACAGUGUGUCAGGAUGAACUUAUUGCCAAGCUGCGCAGUGUUGUUAAUGAAAACUUGGAACUCAAAGAGACUAUUGCACAAAACAACUUGGCUCUGAGACAGCAGCUUGCAUUGGUAGUCAAGUGGAAUCAGCAGAAUGAGCAGCAGCAACAGCAACAUCGUCAGCAACUCCUUGAAUUUAGUCAGCAGCUUUCCUCUCUCCAGCAAGAAAACGCGACGCUAAAGGCCCAUCUUGCUGGCACCAAGACUUCUGAAGUGUCUCAGCCACGAUUCCAAGAGCUAGACGAGACCAUAAGAUUGCUCAACACUCGGCUGGAAGUUGCGGAGAGGAAUUUACGGCAGGUUCAAGAUGAAAGGGAGAAGUUGAUUGCCCAGAGGUCGCGCUUAGAAGGAGACAUCACCCUCCUAAAGUGCGACCUGACUACCACACGGAGCGAACAGGAACGUCUCCAGCUAGAGAGGUUUGAGCUCCUGAGCACAGCGAACGAGCUUAGGCAACAGCUGCGGCAAGUUCGAGAAGGAGCAGCGGCAAAGGCUCGAUCCCUCGAAGCUAGCCCUGUUUAUGAGGGUAUAGAUAAUCCACUUGGGGAGGUAGAAAUCAAGAAGAUGAAAGACCAGCUUCGGAAGGAACAAGAUACCUCAGCCACCCUCCUUCAGGAACUCCAUGACACUCGGACUCAGGUCGAAGGUCUAGAAUCAGAGGUACACCGGGCACAAGAAGAAACCUCCAUGUACCGAGAACGCUGCCGAAACUUGCAAUCCAAAAUUGACGCUACCUUUGCACAUGCACCUACUGCUGUAGAUAGAAAGGAACCUCUGGAUGCCUUGGAGAGAAAGAGGCUAAUGGAUGAAGCAGCCAUGUUGAGGGAAGAGGUUGACACAUUAGAUGCAGCCCUGACAGCAGAAAGGCAGAAGACAGCUGACGAACGCACAGCUCUAGCCAAGUCCCAUUCAGAGUUGGGUCGCUUGAAAAAGGAACUCCAGGAGACAAAGGAGCGAUUGGAGAGAGAAACACAGAAUGAUCACUAUUAUCAAGUCAAGAUCAAAUCCGCAAGUGAGAAGUAUGACGAGGCAACAGCCAAGCUCAUGUCAUAUGAAGAACUACUGGCGGCAAAGAACGAUGAGCUAUCGAGACUGAAGAAGGAUCUUGGCCAAGCUAAGGCAUCUCUGGCUGAACGUGCUAGUGAGGGAGAGACCAUUGCAAUCCUCAGAGCUCAGGUUGAGGUAUAUCAGGGAGAUUUUAGAGCUGAGCGAGAGGCCAGAGAAGCCUUGGCAACAGACAGGGAGAAACUACGAGAUGAAUUGCGACACCUUCAGACAAGGAAUACUCAGCUGGUAGAUGAAUUGGAGGCAUAUCAGCGAAGACAUCUCAACCAAGGCCAGGGUAGAGGAUCACGCGCGGCGUCAGAAGAACCGACAGGGGGAACAGCAUCUGGUGGAGGAGGAGGCAUCUUGGUUCCUCAUGGAGGUGGUGCCUUGCUCUCUCCUGAGGUCCUGUGGGAUAAGCUCUCAAACACCUCAGACAAAAAGGAAGAGGACAAGAAAGAGGAGGAAAUUGACGAAAAUCUAUUUUACUGCCCCAAAUGCAACAAAUCCUUUGCCCAAUACCGCCCUCUGGAAGAACAUGUCAACCGAUGCUUGGACGAAGACUAGGUUUUGGGUUGAUGAGCAUGUGGUUUGAUUUAUGUUAAGGUUGUAGGUCUGUAUACAAAUGUAUCAUUUCUGCAUAAGGGCACUUUACAAAUAUAAUGGCAGCUGUACACAACUUAUAAAUAGAAAUAAGUUUUGCUGGCACUUUGCAGUUGAAUGUUUGCAUUCGGUACGGUUUUGUUGCACUUUGUACUAUACAACUUUUUAAAUGUUCAAAUACCUCCAAGUGUAGCUCCUGGAAAAAAAAAGAUAAAAAAAAAAGAAAAUUGCUUUACAGAGACAUUGUUUUCAAAAUAAUGGUUGAUUGUGAAAAUUAAACCUUUUACUUGAAGUAUGAUUAUAAAAAAAUCUAAAGAUAUAGGUUGAUCGCUUUCAAGAUUAAGAACUAAAAGGUUGUUCUUUGCCAAGGUUAAGAACCGAGAUCAUGGACUGACAGUGCAGUGUUUUGCUUACAAUUUUCAUAGGCUUACUCUUUGAAAACGGAGGUAUCGCACAUAACCUUUUUCUUUUAAUAUUGUAUAAACUUUCUAGUCAUUGGACAGCAUAUUUUUCUUGGUAUUACAUUUGUUAAAUAUGUGUAUUGUUAUAAUGUUACUUAAUUUACAAGUUGAGGCAUUACAAGUUAGUGGUAGUGUGCAGCUGAGUAACAAAAGCUUCUAAUAAAUAUGAAAUCUGUUAAAAUAAAAUUACUUUUGUUUUAUAUUGACAUGUUGGCAAUAUUUAUUUUUAUCAAAAAGAUUGAUAUUGUAUUUGCUAGAGUUUACAGAAUAGAUUUUAUGCAAUUAAUUUUUACUACCACUACUGCUAUUAU